AAGUGUUAGCUCAGAGAAGUCAAUAACUCACUCGAUCAGUCAGUCAGUCAGGCAGCCAGCUGGUCAAUGUCGUAAUAGAAUCAAUGCAAAUUCAUGAAAAAUUUACACAAAACCCGUUAUGGCCAUGGCCAUAGAUAGCGCAACGCAACGAAGAAAUGGCCAUCGAUCCAUGGCUCGGGAAGUGUUUAUGAAUUGGACACGCUGCUUACUGAGUCAAUUAUCACAUUGAACUUGAAGAUGUGCCGGACAAUGACAAUCAGAGCAAGGGCCCACUACCAAAUGGAUGGUCUGUCUGAACCGCUUUGUUGUUGCUGGAGGAAAAGCGUUCAAAAAAUAGUGCAUAUAAAAAGCAUCGGACAAAUUACAAAUCAGUAGCAGUUACAUUGUGUCAAAGACAAAGUGAAGAAGUCUCAAAGGAGUUAUACGACUCAAAAAUCGAAAAAGAAAAGGAUCCAAAGGAAUAAAAAUUGUGUUGAGAGAGAAAAGAAAAUACAACAUGAAUAAGAAUACAUUGUGGUUAAUGUUUGUGCUUUUGGCCAUGUAUUUGGCAUUGGUGUUUUGUGAAGAACAGCAACAACAACAGCAGGAAGAAAAUUCCGAAAAUGCUCUUGCAGACGCUGCCAAAGAUUUGGUGAAAAGUGAAUCGACAGCAUUGUUCCAAGAUGAGGCCAGAACCAGAAGAAGACAUCGCCAUCAUUUGUAUGCUCAGUGGGGCUGGACUGCCAUAGCCAUUGCUUAUUUGAUCAAGAUCAAAGUUGUAAUUGUGGCCUUCUUUUUGGGCAGUGCCGUCUACUUGGGUCUCCGCUACUUCUGGCCCCAUAAAUGUCAACCUGAAAUUAUUUUGGAUCAUCCACCACCAUCGUUCUCUCACCAUCACCAUGACCACAUUCCAUAUUCCUCGGAUCAUUCGGAAAUCAUUAGCUCAUCAUGGGGACCCAGCAGUCUAGAUACUUCCUUCGAACCCUACUCAGCCUAUGCCGGAUCCUAUGCCAGUUCAGAUGUUGCCCCUCCUGAUGUUUCUUCGCCCGAUAGCCACACUUAUCGGAUAAAACGUGAGGUAAAAAAUGAGAAGCAGGAGGGUAAACAAAUGGGUCCAUCAAUCAGCGAGGAAAGAAUCGGCAACUUCAUGUUCAUGUUCCUCGGCUUGGAUUCCGCGGCCUGCCGUCGCCGUUUCGUCUGUGAAAUGGAAUUCCGUUCCAAGAACAAUCCCCUAACAGCCAUGGCUUUCCGGGUGAUUGGACGCAGUUUCUUUGCCAAAUACACCAACGAUCACAAUGAAAUGGGCAAGGCCAACUCCUUCGAGGAAUGUGCCGCGGUCAAUAGUGAGUGUGUUUUCAUUGAAAACGAUGUGGAAGGAGGACAGGAAGCAGCCAAUGAAGAAUCAUCAAAUAACAACAAUGAAAGUGAACACAAUGAAGAAGAACAAGAGCAUCACGAAGAAUCAGAAAAUCAAGCGGACAAUGAAACUCCAGCGGAGAAUGAGGACUUAAAUGUCAAUUUGCCCACAGAGGAUCCGGCGAAUAAUUCUCUAGAGAGUAAUAACAUCGAAGAGAGAGCCAAUUAUCAGAAUUUAAUGGCCGAAAGAAGAAAUUCCUAUUGGAGACGUCGAUUGCGGGGAGAUCGCCAAUUUUAGAAUUUAGACUAGGAACGAAAAUGUGUCACGAAGAGUAUUCGCAUUUCUGUUAAAUGUGAACUGGUUUCACACAAACAACAACAAAAACAAAAUUAGUUUAAUUUUCUAUUUAUUAUUAUUUAUUUGUUAUUAGUACUAAGUUGUAAUAAAACUUGCCUUAAUUAAAUAUA
Musca domestica (house fly) is the source of this 1803-nucleotide messenger RNA. RefSeq lists its product as uncharacterized. The coding region runs from base 497 to 1633 and encodes 378 amino acids. Lineage: Eukaryota; Metazoa; Arthropoda; Insecta; Diptera; Muscidae. The transcript is spliced from 4 exons. The record is from RefSeq and is a predicted model, not a curated record.